AUGAGUCAAGAAUCAGAGGAAAGCCUAGAGGCAUGGCUACAUCGAUUAGAAUGGUCUCAGUUACUUUCUUUACAAAAACAAUUAGUAUCGGAAAUGGAUCGACGGUACGUCGAAAUAAUUCAGCCACAGGGACAGAAUAUUCAAGAUGACUUGGAUGAAUACAUGAAGGACGGUCUUAGCAGCUAUGAUGACCUCCCGUCUACUCAGUUUGAUCCAAUACAUGUGAAGAAAAACGCGACUGUGAAAAGUACUAUUGAACAAGAACACGCUGAACCAUUGGCAAGAGAACGUAAUCAAGGACUACAACGUGAUUUAGAGCUGAUGAGUUCCCCUUUGAAAGAAAACGAGAUUAUCCUUGAUUCCCAAGCGUCAGACAUCUUGAAGGAGAAUGAUAUCAACAUACAACAUUCACAUCAGAGUGUCAUAGCAAAAUCUAAACGUGGUAGGUCACCAAUAAAUGCAACUACUAUGCCACAAGCUAAUAGGAACAAUGAGAAGGAGAAUAUUAAAAGGGGUAAAAUCUCGGUUGAUUUCUCCAUAAAUCCAAUUACGAAGAAACCUUGGAUCUAUGAAGAUUUCAAGAUCAAUGAACUAGUGUCCUCAAAAAAUCGAGGAAGGGGAUGCAAGAAAUCCAAUAAAGUAGCUCGUUUUCACGCUCAAGCUGGAUCACCACUGAAAAGUAAACAAAACGUUGUACUAAACAGUACCGGGUUACUCGAAACUGUCGACGAAACUAGUGUGUCAGACAGGUCAAAAGUUCCCGACCUUCAGUUUCCUGACGAUUCCUUCGAUAAUCUACGUGUUAGAUCAAAAUCUCCUCCUGGAUAUGGAAGGCUUAACUUCCCAACCACCCAAGAAAGAUUGGACGACAAAGAGGAGUCGAGGAAAUUGCUUUAUCAGAAAACAAAAACACGGUUUCUCGAAGCUACGAAUAAUUUAGUGCCUAUAUCUGAAAGAGAAUUUUACUUCAGGAACUCCAAAUUGAAUGACAUCGUUGACGAUGGCAAUUUCACUUGGAAUGAAAACGAAUUGAAGAUAUUCACCAGAUAA
Kluyveromyces lactis is the source of this 1050-nucleotide messenger RNA. It is a transcript of the gene SAE2, whose product is annotated as ssDNA endodeoxyribonuclease SAE2. The transcript has a single exon. The record is from RefSeq and is a predicted model, not a curated record. Lineage: Eukaryota; Fungi; Ascomycota; Saccharomycetes; Saccharomycetales; Saccharomycetaceae. The coding region runs from base 1 to 1050 and encodes 349 amino acids.